This is a messenger RNA of Folsomia candida, 501 nucleotides long. RefSeq lists its product as uncharacterized. Bases 58 to 486 code for a protein of 142 amino acids. Gene Ontology annotation, molecular function: protein binding. The transcript has 4 exons. Lineage: Eukaryota; Metazoa; Arthropoda; Collembola; Entomobryomorpha; Isotomidae. The record is from RefSeq and is a predicted model, not a curated record.
AAGUACAUAUGGAAGGUAAAAAAUGGGAAUGUGCUAAGGAGGGGAACAAUUAAAUACAUGUUUCAAAAUUUCUCAGAAACAAAUGAUACAUUUAUCACUUUGCACGAUCUCUCUCCCAAAACGAACUACAAAGUAACCAUCACUCCUGUGUACGAUUCAGUUCAGGGGACUUCCGAGACAUUGACAUUUGCAACAAAUGGGAACAAGUUGCUAAAAGUCAAAGGACUUCAAGUUGAUUACUCUAAAAAACACGGUACAGUUACCGUAAGCUGGCAAUUAUUUCCUGAUCGACGGUGGGUGUAUGGUGUCUAUUAUGGAAAAUCAAUUUCUGAGAUUUCCAAUCAGGGAGUUCGAAAAAUCACAAAUGCCAGUUCCUUCGUCCUUGAUGAUCUCGAUGCAUGUGAAGACUAUUUAAUUGAUGUACCCUUAAUACAUUUCCGAGAACGCCUCGCAUGGGUCCCUUCAAAGUCAGGUAUUCGAUGUUAACAAACUGACCGCCUU